AUGGCUUCGAUUUCUGCACAUGAAAUGCCAAAACAAGCAUUGGAUGGUCAUUUACUUGUCAAUCCAUUAACAGAUGAUCGAGAAAAUAAACUUUUAAUGCUUCUUCUUUGUUUUAAAAAUGGAUCACUUGUACGAGAACGUGUACGUGAAGAAAUUACUUCAAACGAUUGGAAAGAAAUGAGUGAAUUACUUUCUAAAACUGCACCAUCAAAUCAAGGUUUUAUUGGAUUUUUCUAUGAUGAUCAUGAAAUUUUACCACAAAAUAUACAAGGAAGAUAUUAUUUUAAUGCUGAUGAUCAACAAAUUGAUGAUCUUGAAGCUACAUAUAAAGCAAGAGCUGUACUUGAAGGACAAUUUCUUGCAAAACGUCUUUAUUUACAAAGAGCUAAUAUAGAUUUAACUAAUAAUGUUGAUCGAAUUGUGAUUACUGGUGGUGCAUCUGUUAAUGUUGAUCUAGUACAAAUUUUAGCGGAUAUCUUUGGUAAACCAGUUUAUGCUGCGUUAGCACCUAAUUCUGGUGCUCUUGGUGGUGCUUUACGUGCUAUUGAUGUUAUUAAUAAAAAGCCGAAUUCAACAACUUCAACUAUUGAAUGCCUUAUUGCUUCUGAACCUCGUCAGGAAUACACAGCAGUAUAUGAUGAAAUGCUUAUUCGUUAUGCUAAACUAGAAGAUAAAAUAGUCAAGGGAACAAAAUAA
Molecule: messenger RNA, 696 nt
Organism: Rotaria sp. Silwood2
Lineage: Eukaryota; Metazoa; Rotifera; Eurotatoria; Philodinida; Philodinidae
Source: the annotation of a GenBank genome assembly